Fonticula alba is the source of this 300-nucleotide messenger RNA. RefSeq lists its product as hypothetical. NCBI's taxonomy places the organism in Eukaryota, Rotosphaerida, Fonticulaceae. The transcript is spliced from 4 exons. The coding region runs from base 1 to 300 and encodes 99 amino acids. The record is from RefSeq and is a predicted model, not a curated record.
AUGGGGCGUGCCCGUGGCAGAGGCGGCGCCGGUGAUGUGGCGACCCCCCUCCGUGCGAACCCCGUGUCUUCCAACCACAAGUGCCACACGCACCUUGUCCGCUUCGAGUCUUGCACUCGCGCCCUCCCCGAGGAGUCCUUCAAGUGCCAGCCGCAGUUCGAGAACUACAUGGAGUGCCUCAACAACACCAAGGCCAACGAGUACAAGAAGCUCGUCGCCGAUCGCAUGCGCUACAUGGAGUCGAAGGGCAUCCCCAUCCCCCCCUACUCCCCGGCCGCCGGCGCCCCCAAGGCCGAGUAA